Nestor notabilis (Kea) is the source of this 978-nucleotide messenger RNA. Its product is annotated as homeobox protein CDX-1-like. Lineage: Eukaryota; Metazoa; Chordata; Aves; Psittaciformes; Psittacidae. The coding region runs from base 145 to 978 and encodes 277 amino acids. Gene Ontology annotation, biological process: animal organ morphogenesis; cell differentiation; embryo development. The record is from RefSeq and is a predicted model, not a curated record. The transcript is spliced from 3 exons. Gene Ontology annotation, cellular component: nucleus. Gene Ontology annotation, molecular function: DNA-binding transcription factor activity, RNA polymerase II-specific; RNA polymerase II transcription regulatory region sequence-specific DNA binding.
GUAAAGGGACAUCAGGGCUAGCAUGAGUCAUUUAUAGAGCCAGUCAGGGCUAGAAAAGAGAGAAAGAAAGAGGAGGGGAAGAGAGAUCAAACACACUGUGAGGAGCAGGAUGUCCCAGCAAGACAAAGCCAGGCUGUGAGCAUCAUGUAUGUGAGUUAUCUUUUGGAUAAAGAAACCAGCAUGUAUCCAGGAUCUGCAAGGUGCAGCAGCAACAACCUGCCAGUGCAAAACUUUGUGUCUACUCCGUCCUAUCCAGAUUACAUGGGAUAUCAUCAUGUGCCAGCUCUGGACACCCACAGCCAGCCCACGGGAACCUGGGGAUCCCACUAUGGCCCGCAGAGGGAGGACUGGAAUGCUUACGGACCAGGACCUUCCGGCACGGACGGUGCUGCUCAGAUCAAUGGCUCGUCUCCUGGACAGGUCUCCUACGCUUCUGCUGAUUACAGCUCCCUCCAUCCCGCUGGAUCUGGGGGAUUACCUCCUGUAGAUACAAUUAAUACACAGCAAAUCUCUCCCAACAGCCAAAGGCACAGCUCUUAUGAAUGGAUGAGGAAAACGGUGCAAUCCACUUCCACAGGUAAAACAAGAACAAGAGAGAAGUACCGAGUGGUUUACACAGAUCAUCAGAGAUUAGAAUUAGAGAAGGAAUUUCAUUACAACAGAUACAUUACAAUCAGGAGGAAGUCUGAACUUGCUGCAAACCUAAGACUUUCCGAGAGACAGGUGAAAAUCUGGUUCCAGAAUCGCAGAGCCAAGGAAAGAAAAUUAAUGAAGAAGAAAAUGACUCAUUUUGAUGGCAACAGCCUUGGCUCUAUGCAGAGUGACUCUGGCUCAGUGAGCCCAAUGCCAGUUCCUGACCAACAGACUCAUUCAGAAAUGCCCAGUUCUUUAUUCCCACCUCCUCCUCCUCCACCUCCACUUCCCAUGAAUGGUCUGCAGCAGGACGGGAAUCUGCAGCAGGUAGUGGCCUCUCAGUAA